CAGUGAUUGGCCAGCCUCUUGCCAGCUGGCCCUGGCCGCCCAAUCGCAGUUCAGUCCGCAAAACCAGUUGCGUUGCACUCUGCCGAACGCCCAUCACGUUGCGCACAUGGAUCGGGUCGAGGUGACCACGCCACACCCAUCAGACCGAGGCAGCGUGCCUGUGCUGGAGGAGCGGCUUGUGUAACAGCUGUAUCAGCCAGUGGCACCGACGGCAGCCAGUUGCGCCAGCACCGUGCCUUGUUGAAAUGUCCAGUACGCAGAGGAGGCGGCGCAUGCAGCGGCCUCUCAGCGCGACAGGGGCCGAGAAAUAGUUGAGGGAUAUUCGGUCACAGUUUGUGAACGACAGUGUUCACGCCGCGUAUGUUUUUGCCGUAGCCGUGGCCACUUUUUUGGAGGAAUGAGAGGCGCAUGCUCGGCUCUUAAAAUGGGAUUGUUUUUGCACGCUGUUGGCUCUGUCACCCCCACCGAGUCCGCAGAGAGCCUACUGCACUGUGAAGGCGCCAACAACCAGAGCUACAUCUGUGAGUCCGGACACUGCUGCGGGGAGCUUCAGUGCUGCAGCUACUAUUAUGAGCUCUGGUGGUUUUGGCUGGUUUGGGCGAUCAUCUUCAUAUUGAGCUGCUGCUGCGUGUGUCACCACCGCCGCACCAAACACCGGCUGCAGCAGCAGCAACGGCAGCACGAGAUCAACCUCAUCGCUUACCGGGAAGCACACAACUACCCCUCUGUGCCCUUCUACUUCAGGUUUCUGCCAAACUACCUCCUGCCUGAUUAUGAAGAAGUGGUCAACCGGCCACCGACUCCUCCCCCUCCCUAUAGUGCCUUACACACAGGCCCAACCUCAGUGGCCUCGAGUCCACUGGCUCCUGAGCAGCAGGAGGGACACUGUCCGGCCAUCCAGCCCACUCCGGUGCCUCCGGCCUCUGACGGUCUGUGCUGUAGAUCCAGCAUGGAGGAACCGCAACCUCCCACCUUAGACUUUAGGCCAAAGCCUGACAACAAGCCCACGCAGACAGCACAAGAUCCAGGUGUGAUACUGCUGUCAGAUGGGCUCAACAGGGAGGGACUCACCAGCCAGGAAAAAAGAAGUGGGAGUGGGGACGAGUCCUGCAAGGACCCCCUGCUGAAGGACAUGUCAGAGGGUUGUGCUGAGGACAAAGACCGACUCCCCAAUGGAAGGAGAAGGCGAUUCACAGGGGACUCUGGGAUUGAGGUGUGCGUGUGCGGCACGCGUGGGAGCAGCGGUUUCAGUGGCGCUGGAGGGACAGGCAAGGAGUUGAGGGAGCUUGAGAGCCUGUUGGGGCGCGGGGGAGAUGAGGAGGAGGACGAGGCCGAUGAGGAGGUGGGCGACUUCUGCGACAGCUGCGGUCAUCGAGCUUCCUUCAGUGUGGAGGAGGAGCAGGCGCUGGGCGGGAUGGAGAGGCGGGCUGCACGUGGGCCGUCAGGACCCCCCCAGCCAGCUCACCAAAACAGCAGCGCUUCGCUCCACCCUCCAGUGUGCCUUCUCCUACACACCAUCAACGAGCAGGAGGGUCCACACCACAGCACCAGCACUGAGCCGCAGGGCUGAGAUGCACUUUUGAUUCAGAUCAGAGAGGGAAGGAGAGAGUACUUGGCACAGAGCGUGGAGGCUUUUGUAUCUGAGCAGGUGUUUUAUGUCUAAAUACUUUCUAGGUGAGUAUUUUUACGAAUGUGUGCAUCUUACAUAAAACAGGUGUGGGAGCAGGAAGUUGAAUCUCAACAAAAAUGAUAAAGAUCCAAAGGUUGAGAAGCGUGCUCCUCCCCACACUGGAACAGUGGCCUUAACCUGUGUAUUUUGGGUUAUAUUUGGGCAGUACAAGCCCUGUUAACAGCCUGUGGUAAUUGAGACUUCUCACACUGCACAAACACUCACACACACGCAGUCCUUCAGUUGACCUUCUCGUGCAACAGAAGCUACUGAUACACAGUCAAAGACUUGAUAGCUGAAGCUGUGUUUUAGGACAGGACAAUCACUGCCCAGGAUGAAUGCAGCUCUCCUCAUCAGGUGCUUGCAAAAGUUCUGCAGAGCUGUUCUUUGUAGGCAGGAAACCAUGUAGUAAAAAAAAAAAAAAAAAAAAAAUACACACAGCAGGAACUUUUUGGAAGAGUGCGAUUAUCACAGUGUGUGCUUAUGCAAACUGAUACUGUACAGGGACACUAGAACAAGACUGCGUGGGACGUCCCGUUAGACUUAUGCUUCUGAAGUGCUUUUUCAGCGAUUAAAAAACGCUCUGACUUGUGUCUGUUUUUGUUGCUCUCUAUCUGCCUCACUAGCGAUAGAGGAGUAUAAGUGCAUUAACAAAUCUUUGUGUGAGCAGUUCCUUUUUUGCACAAAUUAUAUUUAUCUUUAUAAAUCAAAACACAAAAUGCUUACGUUCAUUAGUCAGUCUUAAAUUACAGUACGUGAUUAAUCUCUAGCAACAUCUGUAAGAAAUCGACCUCUGUGAGUUGUUAGUAGGGAAUGUAACAGAUUCACUUCUUACAGUCAUUUUUUCUUAGAAUUGUUUUUAAUGAAUGUUUAUAGUAUGUGCCUACCCAAGAAAUGCAGAAUCAUGAUGAACAAUGAUGGGCUUCAGUGAAGCUGGGAGACCAUGAGGAAAGCAGGUACCAAAAAAACAAGAAAAGAUUAUUAAGCUUCUUUAAGAGAUUACAAAUGAGUCGGGCAACGUCAGACCUCAAACUUUUGUGUCAGUCAGUACAACAGAUCACCACCUUCACCAGCUGUACAGUAGAAAAUAAACAUUCACUCUCUUUGUAUUGGAUUUACAUAUCAGAACUAUUUUACCAUGCUUUUAUUGUGGUAUUCUUCAUUUGAACAUGUUUAACAGCUUUUCAAAAUAUGGCUUGUUAACUGACUUUUUACUUAUGCCUGCCUUUGUGCUGUUGGGUCUGAGAGGAAAUGCUUCUUUUAGUAUAUUUGCAUAUGUCUUCCAUCAUUUAAGGGAUAUUUAUCCCUUACCCAACUUUAUAGGUAGGUAAUUAAUCCCACAAUAGCCAUAGUUGUGGAGCAAAUGGUAAUAUGUACACAGAUUAUUUGUAAUAGAAGUAUUUGACACAACCAUUUUAAAACGAAAAUGCCAUUACACAUUGCUGCCAUCUAGAUGGAAAGAAAACCAAAACAAACAUAAAGAAUGAUAUGUGGUAGUAUAAUAAUAGGUUGAUAGUUUAUAUAUAUUUUUUCUAUAUCUGAAUAUUAGUACUAUAAAGAUGCAUGUGUUUAAGUACAAGUUAACAAGCAAUAUUUAAAAUGCUGCAGAAAACAAACUGGAAGCAUCCAAAAAAUAAACGUUAUCGGUUCCAUUAAUGUAUCUUCUCUGUAAGAGUUAUCAGUCUGAACUGCCUUUAAAGAGCCUGAAUGUUUUAAAUGUAACCUGUUAAUCCAAAUCUUACAGGACCUGUGACGCAGUAGCUGUCGAUUGACGAUGAAUGUGCCGUUCAAAAUGCGACUGAUAAUAAAAUGAACAUGCUGUGUGAACCCUUUCCAGAUUUUUAUUAAAAAAAAAAUGUUGCCCAUUAUCUGAAAUUAACUGGAACUGAUGCUACAUGCCAUCAUAUCAUGCAAAUUGUACUUUUUUUUUUCACACACAUAGCAAUGUCUGCAAAGCACAAAUGUUUCCGCCAUUGGUCUUAUGGGUUUAUAAGGGCCCAGGAAAACAAUCCAACAGAAGAUGUCUCUCAAAUGUCUAGCACAAGUUUAAAUUUUGACCCGAACUUUCUGUCUUAUCAACUUUCUGUCAAUGACUGAACUUUACCCGUCAAUGCCUGAAGACACUCUGAAGUGCUUUACGUGUUCAUUCUUUUUUUGAG
Messenger RNA from Acanthopagrus latus (yellowfin seabream), 3828 nucleotides. RefSeq names its product WW domain binding protein 1-like b (gene wbp1lb). The record is from RefSeq and is a predicted model, not a curated record. Lineage: Eukaryota; Metazoa; Chordata; Actinopteri; Spariformes; Sparidae. Bases 398 to 1570 code for a protein of 390 amino acids. The transcript is spliced from 4 exons.